This is a messenger RNA of Priapulus caudatus, 1086 nucleotides long. RefSeq lists its product as uncharacterized. The record is from RefSeq and is a predicted model, not a curated record. NCBI's taxonomy places the organism in Eukaryota, Metazoa, Priapulida, Priapulimorpha, Priapulimorphida, Priapulidae. Bases 79 to 1086 code for a protein of 335 amino acids. The transcript has 3 exons.
ACGCCUUCCGCAGCCAGAAGAAGUCGACGAAGGAGGAGCAGAGGAAGGCCGCCCGCGAGUUCUCCACUUCAAGAUGAGAUGCCUGGAGCUGCUGGACAUGCUCGCUCACAGCAAGGCGACGCCGGCCACCGUCCUCGUCGACUCGCUCGACCGCCUCCUCCGCGUCGGCCUCUCAGAGAGGGAGCCACCGGGGGCGGCGAGGACGCCGUCGCGCCCGAGCGUCUCGCCACGCUCGUCGCCGCCGGCGUCAAGACUCUGCGCGGCGCCUCGGUCGAAGACACGCGCCUCGCCUCGCUGCUCGAGACGGCGCGCGCCGCCGCGGCGAAGACGGGCCCCGCGCGGCCGUGCCGUCGCCGCGAGAUCGUGUCCUCGCUCGUCGACCUCCGUGCGCCGCGAGCGAGGGGCGCCGCCGCGGGGCGGAAGAGGGCGCACCGAGCGCGCUGCCGCACGCUGCUGCGCGACUGCUACGUCGGCGGCGUCUGCCGGGCGGCUGUUCGAGGAGGCGGCGCGGGGGCAGCGCGCGUCCGCGUGGGCGCUGCGGGAGGACUUUGUUCGCGCUCCUGCAGCCGGCGCCGCGGCCCUUCGCGCAGGGCGCUCGUCCUGCGCGCGCUCGUCGCGCUGCUACGCCAGCGCACCGCGCGGGCGGAUGACGGCGACGCGGCGGAGUUUCUCGGGCGGUCGGCGCGUGGCGGGUUGCCGCGGCGACGGCGAGGCGCGCGCGCGGGCGGCGGCAGCUCGUUUGCGCGCGAGCUCGUUGCGCUGCUCGGCGUGAUGGCGCGAUCAUCGCCGCCAGAGGGCGCCGCGUUCUGGAGCGACGAGCUGGCGGCGGCGGUCGUGGCGCUGUUUCCGUCGCUGCCGCGGAAGAUGAGGGACCAGUGCUUCGAGGCGAUGCAGGGGCCGCGCGUCGCCGCCGCGUGGAAGGAUGCUGUCGCAGAGGUGAGGAAGAGCCUGAAGACGGGAGGGAAGGAGACCGGAGAGAAGAGGAUAGUGAAGGAGAAGGAGCAGGCCGGCGGGGAAUCGACGGAGGAGGAGGAAGCCGAGAGCGCGACGAACGAAAAGAAGCAGAAGAAGACAAGAAAUCCAUGA